This is a messenger RNA of Pochonia chlamydosporia 170, 918 nucleotides long. RefSeq names its product acyltransferase. The coding region runs from base 1 to 918 and encodes 305 amino acids. The transcript is spliced from 2 exons. Lineage: Eukaryota; Fungi; Ascomycota; Sordariomycetes; Hypocreales; Clavicipitaceae. Gene Ontology annotation, cellular component: endomembrane system. Gene Ontology annotation, molecular function: 1-acylglycerol-3-phosphate O-acyltransferase activity. The record is from RefSeq and is a predicted model, not a curated record.
AUGUCCUGGCACUCGUCGCUUUGGUCUCAUCUGAGGGGCGUGGGCAUCACACUGCCGUGGCUGUUGUACCUGUUGCUGGCAGAUAUACUUAUCUCUCUGCUUCUACCUCUUGCGCUGGUUACCCCCAGAUUCGUCUAUGAUGCUUCGUCUCAAGUAGCCUUUACCGUCUGGGCAUGGAUUCAGCUCAUAUUCGAGAUUCUCAAUGGAGCUCGCAUUGACAUCUCCGGCGACUCCCUGCCCCGGGGUGAAUCAGCUGUCGUUGUUGCCAACCAUGUCGCAUGGUCCGACUUCUACAUGAUCCAGGCUCUGGCCCAACGGUCCGGAAUGCUGGGGUAUUGCAGAUACUUUGCCAAGAGUCAGCUCAAGGUGGUGCCCUUCCUGGGAUGGGGUCUCUGGGCAAUGGGUAUGCCCAUGGUCAGUCGGAACUGGCUCAAGGACAAGGCCGAGUUGGAUCGAGUGUUUUCUGGUGUUGUGAACGACAGAUUCCCUACAUGGCUCAUCAGCUUCAGUGAGGCAACCCGGUAUACCAGCAAAAAGUUUGACGAGUCUCAGGCAUGGUGCAAAAGAACUGAUAAGCCACAACCAAAGAACCUUUUAUACCCUCGGACAAAGGGCUUCAUUACCACUGUUCAACACUUGCGUAAAGCCCCACACGUCAAAGCUGUGUAUGACUUUGCCAUUGCAUAUCAGCAUAAAGACACCUUCCAUGAGGCCCCGUCGAUGUGGGACACGUUGAGUAUACCGGCAUUGACCACGAGACAUCGAUACAGGUUCCAUAUUCAUGCCAGAAGGUUUUCUCUCGACACUUUACCAGAAUCCGAUGAGGACUUGGCCAAGUGGCUUGAGCAGAGGUGGGUGGAAAAGGGUGAAUGGCUGGAGUCCCUCAAGCAAACUUGGGCCGUCACAGGCUCGUCAUGA